This is a messenger RNA of Gregarina niphandrodes, 1083 nucleotides long. RefSeq names its product fructose-bisphosphate aldolase. Gene Ontology annotation, biological process: gluconeogenesis; glycolytic process. Gene Ontology annotation, cellular component: cytosol. The coding region runs from base 1 to 1083 and encodes 360 amino acids. Lineage: Eukaryota; Apicomplexa; Conoidasida; Eugregarinorida; Gregarinidae. The transcript has a single exon. Gene Ontology annotation, molecular function: zinc ion binding; fructose-bisphosphate aldolase activity. The record is from RefSeq and is a predicted model, not a curated record.
AUGGGCAUCUGUCAGGAAUUGAACGUACCGGCUGGAGUCAUUACUGGUGACAAUGUCCGUAAGGUUUUCAACUACGCACGCGCUAAGGGUUUCGCCAUCCCCGCUAUCAACUGUACCUCCACAUCUACUGUGUGCGCUGUAUUGGAUGCUGCCAAGGAACUGAACGUUCCUAUCAUUAUUCAGUUCUCCAAUGGUGGUGCUGCGUAUAUGGCUGGUAAGGGCUUGGAUAACAAGGAGCAGAAAGCCUCCAUUCUUGGAGCUGUUGCUGGAGCCCACUACGUCCGAAUGGUAGCCCCUGCUUAUGGCAUCCCCGUCAUCGUGCACUCCGACCACUGCGCCAAGAAAUUGCUGCCCUGGUUCGAUGGCAUGCUUGCUGCUGAUGAGGAGUACUUCGCCAAGCAUGGUGAACCCCUGUUCUCGUCCCACAUGCUCGACUUGUCCGAGGAACCGAAGGAGGAGAACAUUUCUAUCUGCUGCAAGUACCUGGAGCGGAUGGCAAAGAUUAAUUGUUUGCUCGAGAUGGAAAUCGGUAUCACUGGCGGUGAGGAAGAUGGAGUGAACAAUGAAGGCGUUGACAACGCAGCCCUCUACACCCAGCCCGAAGACAUUCUCGAGAUCUAUAAAAGGUUCUCGGAGCACACCGACUUGUUCAGCAUUGCUGCUGCCUUUGGUAACGUUCACGGCGUAUACCAGGCUGGCAACGUGAAGUUGCACCCGGAACUUCUCGGCAAGCACCAGGCUCAUGUGAAGAAGGAGUUGAAACUCGAGAGCGACAGACCCGUUUUCUUCGUCUUCCAUGGCGGUUCCGGAUCGACCAAGCAGGAGAUCGCUACGGCUCUCUCUCACGGUGUUGUGAAGAUGAACAUUGACACUGACACUCAGUGGGCGUACUGCAGUGGUUUCCGUGACUACUUCAACGCGAAGGCCGACUAUGUCAGGAACCAAGUUGGCAAUCCUGAAGGUGCCGACAAGCCCAAUAAGAAGUACUACGAUCCCAGAGUCUUUGUUCGUGAGGGUGAAAAGACUAUGACCAAGCGCGUUAUUGAGGCUUGCAAGGACCUUAAGAACGAGAACACAUAUUAA